Molecule: messenger RNA, 2431 nt
Organism: Odobenus rosmarus divergens (Pacific walrus)
Lineage: Eukaryota; Metazoa; Chordata; Mammalia; Carnivora; Odobenidae
Gene: NUB1
Product: negative regulator of ubiquitin-like proteins 1
Exons: 16
Coding region: 1-1923 (640 amino acids)
Biological process (GO): regulation of ubiquitin-dependent protein catabolic process
Molecular function (GO): protein binding
Source: RefSeq, a predicted model, not a curated record
AUGAAAAUAAACGGCGGCCGCUGCCGCAUCCGGGCACUCGGCGGGUCGCGGCGGGCGCGGUGGUGGCGCAGCUCUGGAAUGGCGCAAAAGAAAUAUCUCCAAGCAAAAUUGACCCAGUUCUUAAGGGAAGACAGAAUUCAACUUUGGAAACCUCCAUAUACAGAUGAAAAUAAAGAAGGUGGUUUGGCAUUGAAGGACCUUGCUAAGAAGUACUCUGACAGGCUAGAAUGUUGUGAAAAUGAAGUAGAAAAGAUAAUAGAAGAAAUACGUUGCAAAGCAAUCGAGCGUGGCACAGGAAAUGAAAAUUAUAAAACAACAGGAAUUGCUACGAUUGAGGUCUUUCUACCUCCCCGGCUAAGAAAAGAUAGGAAAAACCUGUUGGAGACCCGACUGCACAUCACUGGCAGAGAACUGAGGUCAAAAAUUGCUGAAACCUUUGGAUUUCAAGAAAAUUAUAUCAAAAUUGUCAUAAACAAGAAACAGCUUCAACUAGGGAAAACCCUUGAAGAACAAGGAGUGACGCACAAUGUGAAAGCUAUGGUGCUUGAACUAAAACAGUCUGAAGAGGAUGUGAGGAAACGCUUCCAGGUUGCAGAAGAAGAGCAAAAUGAGGCCGAACUAAAAGAAAAAAGAAUUCAGAGGACCAGGAGAGGCCUGGAGAUACUGGCGGAGAGAGCUGAGAUGGUGGUGGAUCCAGAAACCACACCAUAUUUAGACAUAGCUAACCAGACAGGCAGAUCGAUCAGAAUUCCUCCUUCAGAAAGAAAGGCCCUUAUGUUAGCUAUGGGAUAUCAUGAGAAGGGCAGAGCUUUCCUGAAAAGAAAAGAAUAUGGAAUAGCCUUGCCAUGUCUGUUGGAUGCUGACAAAUAUUUCUGUGAGUGUUGCAGGGAGCUGCUGGGUACGGUAGAUAACUAUGCGGUGCUCCAGCUGGAUAUAGUGUGGUGUUACUUCCGCUUGGAACAACUGGAAUGCCUUGACGAUGCAGAAAAAAAAUUAAACUUGGCUCAGAAAUGCUUUAAGAAUUGUUACGGAGAAAACCAUCAGAGACUGGUCCACAUAAAAGGGAACUGUGGGAAAGAGAAGGUAUUGUUUUUAAGACUUUACUUGCUUCAAGGUAUCCGAAAUUAUCACAGUGGAAAUGGCGAAGAGGCUCGUGACUAUCUCAACAAGGCACUUCAACUCUUUAAAGAGCUAUAUAUUGAUCCCUCAAAAGUUCACAAUCUGUUGCAGUUGGGCUUUACUGCCCAGGAGGCCCGGCUUGGCCUGAGGGCAUGUGACGGGAACGUGGACCACGCGGCAGCCCACAUUACCAACCGCAGAGAGGAAUUGGCCCAAAUAAGGAAAGAGGAAAAAGAGAAGAAAAGACGUCGGCUGGAGAACAUCAACUCUUUGAAAGGAAUGGGCUACUCUGCUCACGCAGCCAAGCAGGCCCUGCAUCAGGCCAGUGGGAACCUGGAUGAAGCCCUAAAGAUUCUUCUUAGUAAUCCUCAGAUGUGGUGGUUAAACGAUUCAGAUCCUGAAACCAACAACCAUCAAGAAGGUCCUUCCCAGGAAAACAUUGACCAGCUGGUGUACAUGGGCUUCGAUGCAGUGGCAGCCGGCGCUGCCCUGAGAGUGUUCAGGGGAAAUGUGCAGCUGGCCGCUCAGACCCUGGCCCACAAUGGGGGGAGUCUUCCUCCUGACCUACAGCUCGCGGCGGAAGACGCUUCCUCAACACCAUCCACAUCCCCUUCCGAUUCCGCAGGUACCUCUAGUGCCUCAACAGAUGAAGAUAUGGAGACAGAAGCCGUCAAUGAAAUAUUGGAAGAUAUUCCAGAACAUGAAGAAGACUAUCUUGACUCCACUCUGGAAGAUGAAGAAAUUAUUAUUGCAGAGUACUUAUCCUAUGUAGAAAAUAUAAAGUCAGCAACAAAGAAAAACUGAAUAAUGAGCAGAAAUAAGUACUGAGUUUCUGCUUAUAAAUUCUAUCAUUAUGAAAAGUCGAAUGCAGGUCUUUUUUUUCCUUCUUUUUAUCUGAUUUUGCUGCAAGAGUGCUUCCUCCUUGGGUGUAGGAGGGGCGGGCAGGGAGCAGGGGCUGCUGUGAGGGGGAGAGCAGGCUGGGGGAGGGGUGGGGUGCCAGUCCCCAGUGCUGGCCUCGGGGAAGGAGCUGCCUCUGGCCUGGUCCUCUCCCCGGCAGCCUUCACAUGCUGCAGCCCUAACAGGUCUUCCCCGCUUGGUUUCUUUUCACCCGGAAAUGGGAAGGGCAGUUACUUCUGGAGAGUAGGGUGGCCCCUGGGGAAGAUCUCCAGGGAGAGCUAAUGGGGAGGGGACGCAUCCAGAUCCAUCUCCUCAUUUUGCGCGGCUCUCCUGCCCUCUGAGUUCACUGCCGAGCUCUUCCUGCCUCCCGUGAUGCAGCUCUGCCUUCCUGCUUCGGCCUCACUGGCCCAUCCCU